Molecule: messenger RNA, 892 nt
Organism: Dichomitus squalens LYAD-421 SS1
Lineage: Eukaryota; Fungi; Basidiomycota; Agaricomycetes; Polyporales; Polyporaceae
Exons: 6
Coding region: 98-892 (264 amino acids)
Source: RefSeq, a predicted model, not a curated record
GUACCCUUCAAGUCCCAGCACUUGCCCCCUGCCGCCGCGUAAAGCUGACUGCUCCCCACUCUUGAAAUCUGCGCGUAGCGCGUAAAAUCAUCCGACAAUGUCGUAUACAGACGUGGGCAAUGCUCGUCGUGGCCUACUUGAUGGCACUGGUGUCGUGGACCAGUUCGGCUUUGUCGUCAAUGUCUUCAACACCAUCCAGUUCGCCCACCACGUCUUGAUCCGCCCUGUAGCUGGACUCUAUGCCUCCCGCUGUCCCAACGAAGCCAAGAUCGAGGAGCUCGGGGCCAUCCUGAGGCGAUGGAAAAAGAUACUCUCCAACCUCGAGCCGGAACAAAGGGCGCGAUUCGAGCGUGACCAUCCGGGAGAAUUCGAGGCUAUGAUGGAGUCUAUUGAAGAAUAUGAAGAUCGCCUCGAUGAGUUCACGUUAGAGUUGACCGACAAUCCAUGGGCUCGCUAUUUGCCUAUCAAGGCUCAGUUAUCCCAAGAAUGGGUCGAGAUCUGCACGGGUGUCAAAGACAUGAACAAGGAUUACAAGACCACAACGAAACAGUAUCGCACCAAAAGCAGAUUCAAGGGCGCUCAGCAAACUACCACCAACACUGCAACCCAUCCACCCGCUCUUCCAGCUGCAGGCCAAGCAACAAUGAUUGCUGAUCAUGGUGACGUUGAGAUGCUCCCCAUCUCUACUGCUACAACUCCCGAGAUAACAGAACAACGUGUUAUCAAUCGUGACACGAUGAACGUGACCGAACAAUACCGGCAGAUUUUGAGAGUUUAUCCCAUGUAUAGCGUACCAUCCAGCUCAUUACGGGAUGGCUACGCGAUCGUUCGUGAUUUUAUGGCAUCGUUGGGCCUUCGCGGAGAUAGCUCAGAUGUCUUCAACCCAGCAUAA